Messenger RNA from Fukomys damarensis (Damara mole-rat), 811 nucleotides. It is a transcript of the gene Catsperz, whose product is annotated as catsper channel auxiliary subunit zeta. Gene Ontology annotation, cellular component: CatSper complex; sperm principal piece. The transcript is spliced from 5 exons. The coding region runs from base 7 to 702 and encodes 231 amino acids. NCBI's taxonomy places the organism in Eukaryota, Metazoa, Chordata, Mammalia, Rodentia, Bathyergidae. Gene Ontology annotation, molecular function: protein binding. The record is from RefSeq and is a predicted model, not a curated record. Gene Ontology annotation, biological process: sperm capacitation; flagellated sperm motility.
GCAGUCAUGCUUGACGGAGGCUCCGCCCCCUUCCCCCUCAUGGAGCGUGAGCCCCCUCCCCCACGCCCAGCCGGCAGCGCCUGGGUCCGUUGGGGCAGAACCAUGGAGGAAGAACCUUUCAAAGCGCCUCCAGACCACCAAAGCCCCGGCCAGGUGAGCAGGCCCAAUGGCCUUCCGAAUGGGUGCACCCGGGCCACACCGUCGCAGCCACACCUGAGCAUGCAGCUGUCCGAGGUCCGUGGGAGCUCUGGUCAGGAGGGCGGUGGCACAGUCUUUGAGGCCUGCGAGUGGGACAGCCAGCGGGGCCUCCAGGAGGACGUUGACAAGUCCAUUUCUCUGAGGGACAAGGACCGAUUUAAAUCGGAGGACCUGGACCAGCACACUCUGCUGGAGCUGGAACCGCCCCGCAGCAGAUCCCUGGGCAACCACUUAGUGGAAGUGGCCAGCGAAUCUGAAAUCCGGAAAGAGUCAUUGUCUAGUGCCUGGGAGCAUGCAGACUUUCAGCUCUACUUGGCAGAGCAGCAGAAAAAGCUGCCGCUGCCCCUGAGGGAACUCAUGGAGACCGAAGCUCUGGAAAUCCUCACCAAAGCCCUCAAGAGCUACCGGUCCAAGAUCGGCGAGAACCACUUUCUGACUAAAGAGCUGCAGCGAAGGGUCGAGGAGCUCCAAAGGCGCAGGAGACUACUCUGGACGUCUCAGUGAACCUCUGGUUCUAGCAGUCUGACUCCUGCCCCUUGCUCUGUCCCGUCCCCAGACCCAAGCCCGACCCGCUUGGAGUCUGAGCCCUAGAGAAAUUAAAGAGUGUGCAUAA